This is a messenger RNA of Solea solea (common sole), 948 nucleotides long. Its product is annotated as olfactory receptor 8G17-like. The record is from RefSeq and is a predicted model, not a curated record. The transcript has a single exon. Gene Ontology annotation, biological process: G protein-coupled receptor signaling pathway. Gene Ontology annotation, cellular component: membrane. NCBI's taxonomy places the organism in Eukaryota, Metazoa, Chordata, Actinopteri, Pleuronectiformes, Soleidae. Gene Ontology annotation, molecular function: olfactory receptor activity; G protein-coupled receptor activity. Bases 1 to 948 code for a protein of 315 amino acids.
AUGGAAAACUACUCCUACAACAGUUUUAUGCUCCAGAUGGAGGGCUUAAAGGUCACAAAGAAAUCUGUGUACCCUGUCUUUUUUGUUUUCUUCAUUUCCUACAUUGUUAUAAUGUUUAUGAAUGUGGGCAUUUUGAUUCUUAUUAUCAUUGACAAGAACCUUCAUCAGCCAAUGUAUCUCCUUUUUUGCAACCUGUCAGUCAGUGACAUCAUUGGAAGUACUCAUAUUGUGCCGAGGCUGCUCUCAGAUAUCCUGCAUCCUCCCUCUGAACGUCUCAUCAGUUAUUACGAGUGUGUGGUUCAGGCUUUCACCACACAGCUGUUCGGCACCACUUCCCACACUGUGCUCAUGAUCAUGGCCUUUGACAGAUAUGUGGCCAUCUGUAAUCCACUACGCUAUGCUUCCAUAAUGACAAACAAGAUAGUGGUCAAGCUGACGGCUUCUGCCUGGGGAGUGGCCUUUGUCUUGGUCUCUAUUCUGCUCGGUCUGACCAUCAGGCUAAAUCGAUGCCGGACUCUGAUCAAAAACCCUUUUUGCGACAAUGCCUCACUGUUUAAACUCUCCUGCGAAAGUGUCUUUAUUAAUAAUAUCUAUGGCCUCACAUUCACUGUGGUGUUGCUCACAACCUCCAUAGGAAGCAUAGUUCUAACAUAUGCUCAGAUCACUAUUGUGUGUCUGAACAGUAAGAGCAAGUCUCUGAACAGUAAGGCCCUGAAGACCUGCAGCACUCACUUAAUGGUGUAUCUGAUCAUGUUGUUCAGUGGAAUGAUUAUCAUUACUCUGCAUCGUUUCCCUCAGUACUCAGAUUACAGAAAACUUGCUGCCAUUCUGUUCGUCCUCGUCCCUGGAAGCCUCAACCCCGUUAUUUAUGGUGUACAGUCCAAAGAGAUACGGAAAUUCUUAUCCGAAAUGUUUUGCACUAAGAAAUGUUUGUCAUGUAAAAAAUAA